GUCCGGUUGGGGCCGAUCAAGGCCACACGCUUGCCCGUGUUGUUCAAGAGCGGAGCAGGAAACCCGCAACCCGUCAUUUAAGUAGCACUCAUCUCUCCCUCCUUCCUUCCCCUUAUGAGCAACUAGGGUGUAAGACGCUUUAUUUCCGAGUCUCUUCGCUGGUUUCUAGGUCGCAUGUCGUUAUAUCGCAAAUUAGUAUUUUGUUGAGUCUAGUAGGGUAAUUCUCAGUGAUGGGCCGUAUUUACAUAGCAGCGAUGCCCUUUCGGUAGUUGCUGUAGUCCGGCGCUGACACGGACCGGUGGCGGUACCUUUGUUCCGGACUCCGAGCCCAGCUGCUAUGAGGCGCUUCACCUCGUCCUGAUUAACUUGUUACUUGGCAGAAACGCAGUGUGAAUUAACCGCCAUGCUGAAACGUGGGGUGGGGGGCAAAUCGAGCUAUAGUCCGUACUCAGUUACAGACUACAGGAGCAAGAAGAGCGAUCCUAAGGGGAAAAGCAAGCUGGACAUCCUGCCGAAUAAACCCAACGUGUGGCUCAAGCAGCUGUCAGUUCUCCAGGAACAGCCUCCCCAGGAUGGGCUGGAUCCCCUCAACGCUUCCCCCUCCAGCCACCCGAACCCCUCCCCCUCCUGCCCGGGGACCCCCGUGACCCAGCAUGCCCGGCUGUCCGGGAGCGCUUCCCCCAUGGCCACCCUCAGGCGUUCCUCCACCUGCCACCAAUCCAGCACCGCUGGCUUCCCCGUGCAGUCCUGGGUUUUCAGCAAAGGCCUCAGAAGAGCCGCCGCCGCUCAGGACGUCCCCCCAGACUGUGGUGAGGGGCCGGCAAUCGAGGCGGAGGACAUCCCCACGCUGCUCCAGGAGGUGGCGUGCUUCGCAGAGGCCGUGGAGAAGCUGAAGGACGUGGUGCUGGCAGAAGAUGAGCGGGAGAACCGGCAGGCCCUGGCUCACGAGUGUCUGGGGGAGGUGCUGCGGAUCCUGAGGCAGGUUUUUGGUGCAUACCCCCUCCUCAACACAGUGGAGACCCUCACUGCAGCUGGCAGGCUCAUCUCCAAGGUCAAAGGGUUCCACUAUGAAGGCUGCAGCGACUUGGAGAACAAGGACUUUGAGAAGGCUGUGGAGAUGAUCGCCGUGGCUUUCAGCAGCAGUGUGUCAGAGUUGCUGAUGGGUGAGGUGGAUAGCAGCACCCUGCUCUCCCUACUGCCUUCCGAGAGGAGCAGGUCUUUGGAGAACCUGUACGGAUCUGUGUCGGGCAAGGGGCCAAACUCAACGUUAAGUCCGAACGACCCUCCACAUACCACCCUGAGCGCCGAGGAGGUGGACAUCGUCCUGCAGCACAGCGAGGGGGGGGUGGAGUCCGCCCUGAGCUAUGCCAAGGGGCUCUCCAAGUGCAUGAAAGACGUGAUUGGCUACGUGGAGAAAAGAUCAGCUCUGGAGAUGGAAUUUGCCAAGGGCCUGCAGAAGAUCUACCAAGCCUGUAAACCAAGCUUUGAGCAGCCACACAUGCCAUUCAUGUCCACCUAUAACCUGGCUUUGGAGCAGGACCAGGAGCAGAGCUUGGGGGUUCUGCAGGCCUCGGGGACCCUGCAUAUCCAAAACUUCAUCCAGCCACUGGUGCAGCGCAAGUUUGAUCAUGAGAAGAAGUGCAAGGAGCUGAAAGAUGUGUGGCAGCGCGCCCGCAGGAAGCUGGCGGAGGCCGAAAGCAACCUGCGCAAAGCCAAGCAGGUGUACCAGACGCGGUGUGAGGAGUACGACAAGGCCAAGGCGGCGGCCAGCCGGGCUGAGGAGGAAGGUGGCGGCUCGGCGGUCAAGACGCUGGACAGGAAGCGGAGGCAUGAGGAGGAAGCGCGUGGCAAGGCGGAGGAGGCGGAGGCCACGUACCGCACCUGCGUCGCCGACGCCAAAACCCAGCACCAGGAGUUGGAGGACACCAAGGUCACCGUGCUGCGGCUGAUCCAGGACAUCAUCAGGCAGAGCGACCAGGCCCUGCGAUCCGCCACUGUGUCCUACUGCCAGAUGAUGCACAUGCAGACGGUGGCCCUGCCCGUGCACUACCAGGCCCUCUGUGAGAGCAGCAGGCUGUACGAGCCGGGCCUGCGCUACGCUGCCUACGUCGAAGGGCUGUCGGCCGCCGAGGAGCCGGAGGUGCAAUACGACUUCGAGCCGUAUGUCUCCCCCAUGCAGUCUGGCAAACCCUGCACUGACAGCAUAAACGCAGAGAGCCAUGAUAGUGCUGAAUCCUCGAGCCUGGCGGGUCGCAGCGAAGGCGUUUCCGCUGCCUGCAAUAAGCAGAAAUACGGGCGGGGCCACCAGCCCAACAAAUCGUGGCCUACGGUAGUGAACGACACAGACAGCAUGGGUGAGCGCAGCAGUUUGGGAUCGCCCACGAGCAGCACAGGGGAUGUCAGGAUGGUUCCCAGGACCCUCUCCAGUGGGACCAUGUCCUCCACAGAGGAGCUGGAUGACAAAGAAAACAACGUUGUGUCUUUUGAACACAGCAUGAAUGGCAUCGAGCCUGAGAUCGCAGCGCCAACGGGGCCGUUCCGCAAUGUGGGCCUGUCCAAGGCUGCGCAGACGCACCGACUGCGCAAGCUGCGCACGCCGGCCAAGUGCAGGGAGUGUGACAGCUACGUGUACUUCCAAGGGGCGGAGUGUGAGGAGUGUCUGCUGGCCUGCCAUAAGAAGUGCCUGGAGAGCCUGGCCAUCCAGUGUGGGCACAGGAAGCUGCAGGGGCGCCUUCAUCUCUUCGGACGGGACUUCAACCAGAAUGCCCACUGCAGUGCUGAGGGCGUCCCCUUCAUCAUCAAGAAGUGCAUCCUGGAGAUCGAGAGCAGGGCGCUGAAGAUGAAGGGUAUCUACAGGGUGAACGGGGUGAAGACGCGUGUGGAGAAGCUCUGCCAGGCCUUCGAGAAUGGCAUGGAGCUGGUGGAGCUCUCGCAUGCCUUCCCACAUGACGUCAGCAACGUGCUCAAGCUGUACCUGCGGCAGCUACCGGAACCCAUCAUGCCGUUCCAACUCUACAGCCGCCUGAUGGGUUUGGCCAAGGAGAGCCUGCAGGCAGAAGCUCCUGACAGAGAGGAACCUGGGAAGGGCCUGGCGGACCUGGGCUCAGAGAUGGACUCUGACAUCCUGCUGCUCGUGGACAAGCUGCGGGAUUUGAUGAAGGAGCUACCGCGGCCUAACUUGGCCAUUCUGCGCUACAUCGUAAGCCACCUACGAAGGGUGGCGGCGUUGGAGGAGCACAACAAAAUGAGCCCCAGCAACCUAGGCAUUGUGUUCGGGCCCACGCUGAUGAGGCCGCGGCCCACUGGGACCACUGUCACGCUGUCCUCGCUGGUCGACUACCCACACCAGGCCCGCAUCGUGGAGAUGCUUGUGGUCUUCUACAGCUUCGUCUUUCCGGUCGGAUCUGGUGACUCGAGUCAGCCCACCUCCCCGAUCCACAGUCGCGUCACUAACACAGAUCCAUGUGGCAAGCCUCUGGGCCGCGCGGACUCCUGUGAGGGAUUCCUUGACUCGGACGGCGACCCUAAACUGCCAGGAAGAGGAAGCCAGGGUGAUCCUCACAGUCUGGAUGGACAGGAGAAGGUGACGUGCGCUGUGGGUGACCCACCAAGUCCCACAGGAAGCGGGGACCUCCCUGGGCAGCCCCCCAUCUCAGGCAGCGACCCCCACUGACGAUAGACUCAUGGGAAGCUGGAGAACCUGCCUCCUUCCUGGGAGAGUGUGAAGUCACACCGCCUGGCCCCAUGUGACGCGUGGGAUGAUUCCAUGACACAGGAUUAGAGGAUCUGUGCUCAUUUUCGAGCUGCCUAACAGUUACCAGUGACUUAUGCAUUCAUAGCUCUUCUGUCUGCUUAUCUUCUGCACCUUGCAAUUUUUUUCCACAUGCCCAAAUCCAUCCAUCAAUCUUCCAAAACCAUUCAUUCAGGACGGGGGAAUGUGUCUGGAUCUCAGGCAGCACGGAGGACACCCCAGAAGGGAAGCCUGCCUUUUUCAGGACCCCACGCAUUCAUACCACAAGGACGGUUUGCAGACACUGAUUCGAUCAUCUCUGUGAUUUUGGACAGUGAGAGAAGUCACACUGGGGGAAAAUGCAAGGACUGAACAUGCAGUGCCAGGCAGGCGUGGUGUAAAGCACAGUGCCCACUCACGCAUCCCAGUGUUACACAUCUCACAAAUACUCCUUUGAGAACAGAAACAUUCUGACAUACAUCUUCCCAGCCACACAGUUUACUUGACGGGGCACAAAUAAUAUAGUACAUAUUAUGCUAUUACUUAUGCAUUAAUUAACCACAAACUAAGUCUUAGUAACAUACUGGUGUCAUGAUAAUUCAUUAAUGAAUCAAGAGAUGUUUUAUCUCAGGCAGUUACUAUAUUUGUUACUGUACUUCUGUAAAUCCUGUGAACUACUGAAGAAGCAAAUAAUGAAUAACACAAGUGAAAUACUGAUCUCAUGUUUGUUCAUUAAUUUGUGACACAUCUUUUAUCUCAAGUAGCAACUAUAUUUGUUCAUGAUUUGUACUGCAGUAGUAAAUUAUUUUAUUACUUAGUAUCUGUGCCCUGUCAAGUAAAGUGUUAGCAUCUUCCCAAUGCCCUGCCAAAGGGAAUCCCGUAUUUUCCCCUAAUAAUCCUAGAGGCAUUGUUAGGUACUCAGUAAAACCACUGUAGUCUUGGCCUCUUCUGCAGUAAGGAGCACAGGAGGCAGAAUAAGAAUGUUUGUUAUACAACUGCAAACUUUAAGUACUUUAAGUGGAAAGAGCCACACUCUGCUCACUGACUGAUUUUAUGCUGCUAGGCUAUUUUUCUACCAGUGAUAUUGACUCUGUCACUAGUGUGUCCCCAUUCACUAGUAUGAACUUUGAUAAGGUGUUUUCAUUGGUUCCAGUAAUGAUUUACGGCUAUUGGAAGCUGGACCCCAUACUGGACAAGGAGCUGUAAGAAAAAGGGAUGUAUGGACAAACAUAAAUGAGGACUUGCAAAAUUGCCCAUAGGUGUGCAUGUGUGAAUGAAUGGUGUGAGGUUGCCCUGUGGUGGGUUGGUGCCUCAUCCUGGGUCAUUCCAUGCUUUGCACCCAUAGCAUCUGGGACAGGCUCUGAACCCCCGGCAACCCUAAACAGGACAAUGGAUGGUAGACAGUACCCUUUAUGCUAAAAUGCAACAAAAUAAUAAGAUGUUUUAGCACGCUUCAAAUUCUUUGGUGCUGUAAGCAUUUUGUUUUCAGGAAAGUCUGGCUGAAAUUUAGUAUAAUUUGAUAAUUUACAGUCAUAGACUUUGAUCUUGCUGAGCAACUUCUGAAAAUCAAUAUAAAAACUAUGAAAAUUUUGGCCAGGAAUACUUACAAUGCAUCACAAGAUAAAAGGAUGAAUGCAUGAAAAAAGGCAAUUUUUAAAUUUUCCCCAUAGCCAAGAACCACCUUAAUGUGCAUCUUCAUCUGCCUGUAGGUAGUGGCAGGUACAGUUUGCUUGUGUAACAAAUCAGCUAGUGUAGGUGGGACAAAAGUCAUCCAAUAUAUUCUUCUGCUCAUUUCCAUCAUUUAAAAAAAUGGAUUAAUCAUUCCCAAGUGGUUCCCAGUUCAGACCAGUCUGGCGAGCUCAUACUGUACAUCAGGGAAGCAAAUAAGGUAAGUAAACAUUGACUACAUCCUAUUUUUUAAAAUUGCUAUAUUGCCUCUUGAAAAUUAGGCCAAAACUUUAGAAUCGUUCCAUUAAUUAGUAAAACCAAAUCAGAAAGAGGCUGGGGAAAAGUAUUUUGUUACAUUGGACAUAGCAGCAAAACUGUGUGUGUGCGUGUGUGUGUGUGUGUGGUUUAGGUUUAUGUUACAUUGUGGGGACCAAAUGUUUUUUUGAUAUUGUGGGGACCGUUUUUCAGGUCCCUUCAAAGAUCUAUGAGUGCGAUCAAAAAAAAGUAAAAAUGCCAAAAGUCUCGUAUUUUGUUUGGUUACUUAUGGUUAAGGUUAAGGCUGGGGGGGGGGGUUAAGGUUGUCAUGUUGGGAUUAGAGUUUUCCCCAUAGAAUCGAAUGGAAAGUCCUCACAAAGAUAUAAUUACAAACCUGUAUGUGUGUGAAUGUGUGUGUAGAGCAGGAGAAGGUGUUGAUUUCCUUAAAUAGCGUGGCCGUCUGCAGCCUGCCAUCUCUGCCACACCUGAUGUACAGCCUGCUGCCCUCUACAUCCAUCCAUCCAUUUUCCAAACCAAUUAUCCUACUGGGUCCGGAGCCUACAUUGUCCUGGAAGCAAUGGGCACGAGGCAGGGAGCAACCCAGGAUGGGGGGCCAGCCCAUCGCAGGGCACACUCACACACCAUGCACUCACACAUGCACACCUACGGGCAAUUUAGCAACUCCAAUUAGCCUCAGCAUGUUUUUGGACUGUGGGGGGAAACCGGAGGAAACCCUACAAUGACAUGGGGAGAACAUGCAAACUCCGCACACAUGUGACCCAGGCGGAGACUCGAACCCGGGUCCCAGAGGUGUGAGGCAACAGUGCUAACCACUGCACCACCAUGCUGCCCCCCAGCAUCCAAUGCUUCUUAUUACUGCUGAGGCACUUGCCAAGAGAUUUACUCAGGAUGAUUUGCAAUUGAGUUAUUUACAUAUGUUUGAGAAACACGCUGAAUUGAAUCGGCUUAUUGUUGAAAUGAGUGCAGGGAGGGAGUGAGACCCAAAAGCAGCACCCAUUCAUUUUUUCCAUUCAGCCCUGACCUGCUAAAUGUGCCGAGCAGCGUAUAAAAGGGAAAUAGACACAGUGAAUAAAACCACUUAUUGGAUUAUGUGUUGUAAUAGCAUUCGGCUAUUUAGUAAUAAGGGCGUGCUAUGCUUGUCCCGCAUUUUGGAAAUUCAACACGGUUGCAUUUUCCCUGGGAGUCCACUCUAUUGAGGACACCACGUGCCGGGCCAUACCGAAAUAAAUGUUCUCAUUUAAAAGUGUAUAAACAGAGCAUAUUAACUGAGCUUACUGUACAAGCAUGUUUGUUUAAAUGCACUGUAGCAGAGCCCUGCUGGAUUGCGGAUUUCUGAGCGCUGUACCAUAAAUCA
This is a messenger RNA of Brienomyrus brachyistius, 7028 nucleotides long. RefSeq names its product rho GTPase-activating protein 45-like. The record is from RefSeq and is a predicted model, not a curated record. The transcript is spliced from 22 exons. Gene Ontology annotation, molecular function: GTPase activator activity. Gene Ontology annotation, cellular component: membrane. Bases 404 to 3673 code for a protein of 1089 amino acids. NCBI's taxonomy places the organism in Eukaryota, Metazoa, Chordata, Actinopteri, Osteoglossiformes, Mormyridae. Gene Ontology annotation, biological process: signal transduction; activation of GTPase activity.